Hevea brasiliensis (rubber tree) is the source of this 3574-nucleotide messenger RNA. RefSeq names its product putative disease resistance protein At1g50180. The record is from RefSeq and is a predicted model, not a curated record. Gene Ontology annotation, biological process: defense response to other organism. Gene Ontology annotation, molecular function: ADP binding. The transcript has 2 exons. Lineage: Eukaryota; Viridiplantae; Streptophyta; Magnoliopsida; Malpighiales; Euphorbiaceae. The coding region runs from base 109 to 2037 and encodes 642 amino acids.
ACGACCGCUGUUGACAAACAGAACAGAGACCCUGCUUAUCCCAAACAGAACAAACUCUUGCUUCUGAUUUUCCCUUUCUUGCUAACAAAAAGUAGUAGAAGGAGAAGAAUGGCCGAGGCUGUUGUUUCUGUGGCUGUUCAAAGAAUUGCUGAUUUGCUCAUACAAGAAUCAGUUUUUCUACAUGGUAUGCAUGAUGAAGUUGAGCGGUUGCAAGCUGAACUCAAGCGGAUGCAGUGCCUCUUGAAAGAAGCAGACCGUCGUCAAGAUCAAGAUGAGCGCGUUCGCAACUGGGUAACUGAAAUCAGAGACCUCUCUUAUGAUGCUGAGGAUGUCAUCGAUGCCUUUCUUCUUAAAGUUGCAAGGGUCAGAGGAGAAGGUGUACGUGGAUUCAUUAAGAGGGUUUCCUUCAAGUUCACUAAGGCUUUUCAUCUCCAUGAAAUAGGAACCCAGAUCUCAUCUAUCCGAGCUAAGAUUGGGGAUAUAUCCACAAGUAUGCAGACUUACGGUGUCAAACUUGUUGAGGGAGAGGGGCCUAGUUAUGGGAAUGAGAAACAACAACGAUAUAGAAGAUCGUUUCCACAUGCUGAGGAAGGGUUUCUCAUUAGCUUGGAUGCUGCAAUUAGCGAUCUUAAAGCUCAAUUGAUGAUGAAGGAAGAGCGAAUGCGUGUUGUUUCCAUCGUGGGCAUGGGAGGACUUGGUAAAAUGACUCUUGCUAGGAAAGUAUACAAUGUUACUAAAGUGAAGCAACAUUUCAAUUGUUAUUCUUGGAUCUUCAUAUCUCAGCAAUUCUCCAUCAAGGAUGUUUUGGUUGGAAUCCUGAUAAAUGUUGCAUCUAGUGAGGGUAAAUCAGAGUUCGAAGGGAUGAAUGAGGAAGAGCUGGUUAUAGCACUUCACAGUAGGUUGGAGGAGAAGCGUUACUUGGUGGUUCUUGAUGAUAUUUGGACAACUGAGGCGUUGGAUUGUUUGAAACCUGCUUUCCCAAAGGGUAAGAAAGGAAGCAAAGUUCUAUUCACCACCCGAAAUAGGAUAGUUGCUUCUCAUGCUGAUCCAUGGAGCUCCCCAGUGGAACCACCAUUUUUGACAGAUGAUGAAAGCUGGGAACUUCUCAAUAGGAAAACAUUCCCAAGGGACAUUCAUAUGGAGAAUGGUUGCACAGCAGAAUUUGAGAAAUUGGGCAGGGAAAUGGUGAAAAAAUGCAGAGGAUUGCCAAUUGCAAUUGUUGUACUUGGGGGCUUAUUGGCAACAAAGAAGUCAUUGAAGGAGUGGGAAGUGGUGCAUGGAAGCAUUAAUACACAAUUUGUCAAGUGGGAACAACAUCAUCAAUGUGGAGGAGUGUAUGGAAUAUUAGCUUUGAGCUAUCAUGAUUUGCCUUUCCAUUUGAAACCAUGCUUUCUCUAUCUUUCUCAAUUUCCAGAGGAUUGGGAGUUUCACAAAAGGGAAUUGAUUCCAAUGUGGAUGGCUGAAGGGUUUAUAUUACAAUCGUCAAUGGGAGAAGGAGAAGACACAAUGGAAGAUAAGGGUGAAGAAUAUUUGGAAGAGCUUAUAAGUAGGUGUAUGGUUCAAGUAAGCCAAAGAGAUCACACUGGAAUAGGUGUGAAAACAUGCAGAAUUCAUGAUCUGGUGCGUGGUAUGUGUAUUUCCAAGGCAAGGACUGAGAACUUCCUUGGAGUUAUACAGUACACAGAAGACGCUGCAGCAAACAGUAGCUCCUUCACUCUGCAAUUGACAUCAAGUAAUAAGUGGCGUAGAAUUGCCAUUCAUCCUCGCAUUACUGGGAAAGGUGGAAGCAAAAGUAAGUUCUGUGUACCUUCCUUAAAAAAUGGUGAUUCACAUCUCCGUUCUCUAUUCUAUUUCAUUGAACAUGGUAUGCUUGAUGUAGUGAGACAGAAACUCGGUGGUGGCUUUGAAUAUGGAAGUAGUGGGUAUUAUAUGAGAAGGCAGCAACUAAAGUUUAUUUUUGAGAAUUUUAGGCUGCUAAGAGUUUUAAAAAUUGACUAUAUAUAUCACUACUACAUACCUAUGGAAUUGGGCAUUUGAUUCAUUUGAGAUAUCUUGCACUGAAACAUACUGGAAUGGAUAAUAAAGCAAAGUGCUUGUGUUUGGAGUCAUAACUUUGCCAUUAUCCAUUGGUAAUCUGCGGAGUUUAUAUACCCUUGAUCUACGAAAUACUUAUAUGAUUAUAUUACCUUCUGCAUUAUCAAAAUUAGAAGGCUUAAGACAUCUGUUUGUGGAUCAGACUUCUAUGGGGCAUUUUAGAUUGGAUAAAUUGAGACACCUAGGGACUUUGAGUUGGAUAACUGCAGAGUAUCUAAUUAAAACAGAUGCAGUAUGGAAAUUGACCAAUCUCCAAAAUUUGGCAGUAGAAUUCAUGACAAAAAAGGAAGUUGAGGAGGUUCUAAGGUCUCCUAUUUUUUGAUUAGUCCGUUCCUUGAAGAUGACGAUGAAGAGGGAGAGCAUAGAUUCAUUUCCUAAUUUGGAGCCAUUUUCUGGUCUUCAUUGUCUUACGAAAGUGGACCUAGAAACAUUACACAUUUCUGAGGAUUUAACCCAAAAUCGUUUAGAGUGGAGAAAGCGAAUCCAUGUAGCCGACCCUAAAUUUUUGGGAUAAAGACUUAGUUGAGUUGAGUAUUGUCUUACGAAAGUGCAUUUAAAUGGAGUCAUACCAGAAGAUCCCCAUUCCUUGCAUCACAACUUGGAACACCUACCAGCAAGCCUUGCCAAGUUAACUUUGUGGAAUUCUCAUUUGAAGCGAGAUCCGAUGGGUAUUUUGGAGAAGCUGCCUAAUCUGAGAUUUUUGCAGUUGAAUCAUUCAUAUGAGGGGUCUAAAAUGGUCUGCUCUGCCCAUGGCUUUCCUCAACUUGAGACUCUUAUAUUUGCAAGUUUAUGUGAACUAGAAGAAUGGGAAAUAGAAGAAGGUGCAAUGCCAUAUCUUAUGACUUUACAAUUAAUGAAUCUAAACUAUCUGAUGAUGAUUCCAGAAGGAUUGAAAUCAGUCACCGCCAUUCAAGAAUUGAAAAUUUGUGGGAUAAGAGGAGAAUUGAAAAACAGGGUUCAAGUCACUGAUGGAGUAGAAGGAGAGGAUUUUGACAAGGUGCGCCACAUUUCAUCCAUCUCACUUAUUGAGUGGUAAAGCUGAAAAAACAAUAUUCACAAGAUGGAUGGCUUGCGAGAUCCUAAGGUAGCUUAGGCUUUGGCAUUCAAGUUGGCGUUGGACUGGUUGCGGACUAGAGUUACCCAACGUGUAACGUUUGAGUUGGAUUCCCUACUGCUUGUUCGGGGGCUUCGGGCUGAUGAGGAGGAUGGUUCGUACUUUGUUGUUAUUGUGUAGGAUUGUAAACGUCUAUUAAGAAACUCUAUGCCGGUUUCUAUUGUUCCUAUUGUGUAGGAUUAGAAGAUCAGCGAAUCAUGUGGCUCAUCUUUAGGCUACAUUUUAUUAGGGGAUCUUCCCCUCCUGUUCCUAUUUAUAGUGCUAUUUCUUUUGGAUUUGAUUUAGGGCCUGUUUAGUUUAAUUGUUGAAUAUAGUUGAUAACUGUUAGCUGAUAGUUAGUAGCUGAUAAUAGCUAAUUUAUGUUAA